AGAAGAAAAUGCACGACGAUGGCUCCCGACGGCAGAGACGAUGAGAUUUCGUGCGCUUGUAAAGGUAUCCGUCGGUGUCUCGUGUGCGAAAAAUUGAAGGGGAAAGUACAGCUGGAGGCGAGUGAAUCAAAGACUUUACAUCAUUUCCUCUAUGAUCCUGAGACGAGGCUCGCUGCUGGAAAAGAUGCCGAGGCUGCAUCCUUCCCUUUUCCUGGUGUCUUCCUGUGGGAGAACUUCAUAGCAGAAGACGAGGAGAAGGAGCUGAUAAGUACGAUGGACCAGGAUGUCUGGAAACAGUCCCAGUCCGGUCGAAGGAAACAGGACUUUGGCCCUAAGGUGAACUUCAAGAAAAGGAAAGUGCGUGUGGGUGGCUUUAGUGGACUCCCUGCUUUAAGCCAAAAACUUGUGCUCCGGAUGCAUCAGGAACCAACCCUAGCAGGCUUCCAGCCAGUGGAGCAGUGCAACCUGGAUUAUCAACCUGAGCGAGGCGCGGCCAUAGAUCCACACCUCGAUGAUUCUUGGCUGUGGGGGGAGCGGCUGGUCACCAUCAACAUGUUGUCCGACACUACACUCACCAUGUCUCUGGAACAGGGUCUGCCAGAGCUGGGACUAACGGGGGAGGUCCACGUAGCUGUGCCUCUUCCUCGCCGAUGUUUAGUAGUUUUAUACGGUGAGGCCCGGCAUAGAUGGAAACACGCCAUUCACAGGGAGGACAUUCAUGAACGUAGAGUUUGCAGCACCUACAGAGAGCUAUCUGCAGAGUUCCUGCCCAGAGGGCAGCAUGCAGACCUGGGAGCCCAGCUGUUGAAUAUCGCUUUGAACUUCCAGGGCUCUCCGGUUUAAUCUAAAAUCAAAGUCACUUGGACUUGUCUUAAACUGUGAAGAUGCAUCCUUCAGACAUCCUGGGGCUUGUUUGCUGGAUUUGUGCCAGCUGCCCAAAUAGUGAGCAGCGCUCAUGAGGCUUGUGUGCAUUAAUUAGUUGAACUUAUGCUGAGCCAAAGCCAAACUGAAACCAAACUGCUUUGGAAAAAAAAAGUUGGGGGAACAGUGUGUUAAAAUAUCUGUAAUAUCAUUAUCUUGUUCCACCACAAACUUCUGUGCCUCUUUGUUUUAUGUCUAAUAGAGAUAUUAAAGCUCUUUUUUUAAAGCAUACUCCCUCAUUUGGUGUUUGGGUGAUGGUGGUGGAGAGCAUAGCCUUACACAUGACUGUUAUGGCCAUAGUU
Messenger RNA from Archocentrus centrarchus (flier cichlid), 1223 nucleotides. It is a transcript of the gene alkbh4, whose product is annotated as alkB homolog 4, lysine demthylase. Gene Ontology annotation, cellular component: midbody; contractile ring. Bases 19 to 843 code for a protein of 274 amino acids. Gene Ontology annotation, molecular function: actin binding; demethylase activity; oxidoreductase activity. The record is from RefSeq and is a predicted model, not a curated record. NCBI's taxonomy places the organism in Eukaryota, Metazoa, Chordata, Actinopteri, Cichliformes, Cichlidae. Gene Ontology annotation, biological process: protein demethylation; actomyosin structure organization. The transcript has 3 exons.